Molecule: messenger RNA, 2558 nt
Organism: Rhipicephalus sanguineus (brown dog tick)
Lineage: Eukaryota; Metazoa; Arthropoda; Arachnida; Ixodida; Ixodidae
Product: alkaline phosphatase, tissue-nonspecific isozyme
Exons: 8
Coding region: 442-2025 (527 amino acids)
Biological process (GO): dephosphorylation
Molecular function (GO): alkaline phosphatase activity
Source: RefSeq, a predicted model, not a curated record
UCGGCGUCGUUUGCGGCGAAAGGUAGCUGGCACGUGCUCUGAACACUUUCGCCUCCCGCAUCACUUCACCGCUCGUUGUGCAGAAGACGGCGCCGACAUUGGGUCACCGCCCACCUCCUACGCUGCACGUGCCAACGCGCUCCUCGCGUUGCCGUUUAGAAGGAGGCCUUCGCGGUCAAUGAAGCCACGGAUGGUUCCGAGUUCGACCCCCCGUCGGCGCUGCGGCGCGCGUGCGCGCCUCUUGUCGCGUUGCGAUUGGUGACGAGAGUAUCAAACUUAGUGACGGAGCUUUUGUGUGACGUCGUCGGGGGUUACUGACAACGGUGGUCUUACUCAACGGACGGCGGGUGUGUGUGUGCGUAGGGGGAGUGGCGAUUGUUAGUGGUCGCGCAUCGGAUAAAUAUCGGAGCCAGGAACGGCCGAAGUCAAGCGACUGCAGGGAUGAAGGCUGUCGGAGUCUUCGUGUGUUUAGCCGCCUGCAUCUACGGGGCGACGGCCUUCGCAAAUCCCCAAGCCUCCCGAGAGUACGAGAGCGUACCGGUGCCCGAGGGAGAAGACGAUCCAGAGUUUUGGCGGCUGUCCGCCCAGAACAGCCUCUCCCGGCUCCUGUCGGCACCCGUGGUCGACGCGCCCGCCAAGAACGUCAUCGUGUUCGUGGGCGAUGGCAUGGGAAUCUCGACGGUCACCGCGUCGCGCAUCUACCGCACCCAGAAGGGCACCGAACUACCGGGCGAGGGGGGCAGCCUGUCCUUCGAGCACUUUCCUUACACGGCGCUUGUCAAGACGUACGCGGUGGACCGGCAGGUGACGGACAGCGCUGCGUCGGCGACGGCGCUUUUCUGUGGGGCCAAGACCAAGAUGGCCAUGCUGGGCCUGUCGGCUAAGGCCAACACAUCAGAGUGUGACUCCGCUGCUGGCAACGAACUGCACUCGUUCAUUAAAAAGGCCCAGGAUAUAGGCAUGUCGACGGGUCUUGUGACGACCACGCGGGUCACGCACGCUACGCCUGCAGCACUGUACGCCCACUCGGCGCACCGCGACUGGGAGAUGGACACCAAGAUGCCCAAGCGCACGCGUUGCAAGGACAUUGCCCGACAGCUCGUAGAGGACGAACCUGGAAGGAACAUGAACGUUAUCCUGGGCGGAGGCCUGGCGUACUUCAAGGACAAGCAGCGAGGCGGAGGCAAGCGCAGCGACGGCCUUGACCUGGUUGACCUCUGGAAGAAGGACAAGAAGAACAGGAAGUUCGUAGGAUCUCGCGAGGAGCUGCAGGCCAUCGACACCAACAAAACUGAUUACCUACUUGGUCUUUUCUCGGGCGACCACAUGUCGUACGAAGAUUACCGCCAGGACAAGCAGCCGUCUCUGGUAGACAUGGUGGUCACGGCCGUUGAAUUACUGCGAAAGCGCGGAAACGGUUUCGCGCUCAUGGUUGAAGGCGGUCGCAUCGACCACGGACACCACGAGAAUCGCGCUGCGCUGGCGCUGCGCGAGACGGCCGAGCUCAGCCAUGCGGUGGCCGCCGCCCUGGAGCUGGUGGACCUGCGCGAGACCCUGGUGCUGGUCACCGCCGACCACUCGCACUCGUUUACAAUGAAUGGGUACCCGGCAAGGGGAAACCCCAUCCUGGGCGUGGCCGGAGUCUCCGAGAAAGACGGCCUGCCUUACACGACGCUCUCGUACGCCAAUGGACCCUCGACCACCAAGAGGAAGGCCGACGCGAACACGGAGGCCGUGGACUACCAGCAGGUGAGCACCGUGCCAUUGCGGCUGGAGACGCACGCUGGCGAAGACGUGGCGCUGUACGCUGUUGGACCCAUGGCGCACUUGGUGCGCGGAGUCCUGGAGCAGCACACGGUUGCCCACCUGGUCGACUACGCCGCGUGCUUCGGUGAUGGCGCCCGGCUGAGGUCGCGGUGCUUGGAGCAAGGGGCCUCAGCGGCGGCGACAGGGGCCGAAUCUUCGUUAGCCCGCAUCGCCAUCGCGCUUCUAUCGCUGCCGGUGUCCUUGGUCGCGCUUCGGUAGACAGACGCCGUGCCACCUGCACACACCAUGUUGAACUUCUUAUACGAAGACAAAUGCUGAAAGGAUACACGUAUUGUAACAGCGUUCAUGUCGGGGCUGGCCUCGCAGCCGUUUUAAGUAAGCUCGUCGUGCUUACUAAGCGCUUGCCUGCGCGAUCAUGAAGUUUUGUUUUUCCUUCAGGGGCACUUUAUGUCCGAUUCAUACAUAGCCUGCAACGCUGCGGACUACACAAGAAGUUCGGUUUUCAAAGUGGACUUCUCCGCGCGUUCCGUGGUUGCAAAUGCUGAACAGCCACUGAGCGAGCCUGUGCGUGUGGCAGCGUGACGGGCUGUAGAUAAAUAAUAAAAAAAGACCCCCGAAAAUGCAGCCGAUACGCAAAUUUCUUGAAAACAAAAGUUGUACCAGCUAUUCGCCACCGUAUGUUCACAUUUAAGGUACAAUACUUUUUCAUUUGUUACUAAAUAAAGAACUCUAAGUAACAAUUGAUAAAAGGGCCAAACUAUUUCUUGCUGCGAAUGUAGCUGCUGCGAGAA